GCGCGCCCACACCGGGCGCUGGGCGAUGACGUUUCCCACUGCCCUGCACACCUGUCUACAACAUGGCGGCUGCAGCCUUGCUCAGAGGGAGCCUUGGCCGAGCACUGAGAGCCUGUGGGCGGCCAGGGUCAGGGCGCAGUGUGUCAGGCUACAUCUCAAAAUGUUCGCCGCGAUCUAGGCAAAUUUCUCACCCUGCCCAGAGCAGUUUGGGUGCCAUAGCUUUCCGGAGAUAUACCACACAGACUGCAGAGAGCAAGGAGGAAGAGACUCUUCACAAAAUCAUCUCUGACACAGAAAAUGUGCAAGGUUCUUCCACUACUCAUGAGUUUCAGGCUGAAACAAAGAAGCUCCUGGAUAUUGUUGCUCGCUCCCUCUAUUCUGAGAAAGAGGUCUUUAUUCGCGAACUGAUCUCGAACAGCAGCGAUGCUCUUGAGAAGCUGCGUCAUAAGCUCAUGCAACAGGGGAGCGUCCUGCCUGAGAUGGAAGUUCACCUGCAGACAGACAGUGAUAAGGGGACACUCACUAUCCAGGACACCGGAGUGGGGAUGACACAGGAAGAACUAAUUUCUAACCUCGGAACUAUUGCCCGCUCCGGAUCCAAGGCAUUUCUGGAUGCCCUGCAGAACCAAGCAGACAGUGCCAGCAAGAUAAUCGGCCAGUUCGGUGUGGGCUUCUACUCUUCUUUCAUGGUGGCAGACAAGGUGGUAGUAUACUCUCAGUCUGCUGAGCCUGGCAGCCCUGGGUACUGCUGGUCUUCAGAUGGCUCUGGUGUCUUUGAGCUAGCAGAAGCCAGUGGGGUAAAGCCAGGGACAAAAAUUGUUAUCCAACUCAAAGAUGACUGCAAAGAGUUUUCUAAUGAGGAUCGUGUGAAAGAAGUGGUAACAAAAUACAGCAACUUUGUCAGUUUCCCCGUGUACCUGAAUGGCAAGCGGCUGAACACCCUGCAGGCUCUCUGGAUGAUGGAUCCUAAAGAAAUUAGUGAUUGGCAACAUGAAGAGUUCUAUCGCUUUAUCGCCCAGGCAUACGACAAACCGCGCUACACUCUGCAUUACAAGGCAGACGCACCACUCAACAUCCGUAGCAUCUUCUAUGUGCCAGAGAUGAAACCCUCCAUGUUUGACGUGAGCAGAGAACUGGGAUCCAGUGUGGCUCUCUAUAGUCGCAAGGUACUUAUCCAGACCAAAGCUGCUGACAUUUUACCGAAGUGGCUACGCUUCUUGCGAGGAGUUGUGGACAGCGAGGACAUUCCCCUGAACCUUAGUCGGGAACUGCUGCAGGAGAGCUCACUGAUCAGGAAACUGCGGGAUGUGCUGCAAAAACGGCUCGUCAAAUUCUUCAUUGAUCAGAGUAAGAAGGACCCAGAGAAAUACGCCAAAUUCUUUGAAGACUAUGGACUGUUUAUGCGAGAGGGAAUUGUGACCACAGCAGAGCAAGAGGUCAAGGAGGACAUUGGGAAGUUGCUGCGUUUUGAGUCGUCCGCACUGCCAGCAGGUCAGCAAACCAACCUCACGGAUUACGCUAGCCGCAUGCAACCUGGAACACGCAACAUCUACUAUCUGUGCGCUCCUAAUCGCCACCUUGCCGAGAACAGUCCUUACUAUGAGGCUAUGAAACAGAAAGAUACUGAGGUCCUGUUCUGUUAUGAGCAGUUUGAUGAGCUGACUCUGUUACAUUUGCGGGAAUUUGACCGGAAGAAGCUGAUCUCUGUGGAGACUGACAUAGUUGUGGAUCAUUACAAGGAGGAGACGUUUGAGGACAACAAACCAGCUGGAGAACGCUUGCUGGAGAAAGAAGCAGAAGACCUCAUCGCUUGGAUGAGAAAUGGCUUGGGGACCAGAGUAACCAAUAUCAAGGUAACACCACGCUUGGACACCCACCCAGCCAUGAUCACUGUUCUGGAGAUGGGAGCAGCUCGACAUUUCCUACGUACCCAACAACUUGCUAAAACCAGCGAGGAACGAGCUCAAAUCCUGCAGCCCACACUGGAAAUUAACACUGGCCACCCACUCAUUAAGAAGUUGGAGCAGCUGAAGGACUCUGACCAGGAACUGGCAAAGUUACUUCUGGAUCAGAUUUAUGAGAAUGCUAUGAUCGCUGCCGGCCUAAAUGAUGACCCCAGGCCCAUGGUUAGCCGCCUUAAUGAACUGUUGACCAAGGCGUUGGAAAAGCAUUGAUCCGUCUCUUUAGAAUUCAUCUACUUACUGCAUAUGAGCUUUGUUACUUGUACGAGCAAUCUUAGAGUCCUUCAAACUCUAACAUUCCCGGUUGUUUGGUACGGAGAUCCUCACCCUGUUGGCACGCUACAAUGUUUCCUAUGGAAAAAAGAGUUUAAUCAGAAUAUUGCUUACCUGCUCUGGAUCUCAAUCAAAUAUCGCUGCCCAAGUUAAUCUGUAUGACACACAUUGUUACCUCUGAGGCAGUAAUGGCUUGUGUUGCCUGUGUUGUGAAUACAUUUCCAAUGAUGCCAGACGACCUUUCAGGAAUUGUCGUCUGCAGAAGCAAAUGUUUGCCAUCACUUCUAUAUAUUGUGGCCGGUCCAACACUGAAACAGGACUACUAAAAUUGUACCUUCUAGUUUGUAUAGUGUCCAUAGAUACAUUGAUAAGUUCAAUAAUUAUUUUUGUUUUUUGUUUAUAAAUCUGUAUGGGACAAUUCAUACCCUCUUAAUGCUGAGCCAUCCACGUCAUACAAAACAUUGCUCACUCGUUGCUUUAGUAAUUAUAUGUUCUUUAGCAAUGGACAGUCGAUAACAAUACAAUUAUUUUGUACUGUCUAGUAUAAAUGAGUACAUUAUACAUGUUACUAAAGUUAGACAAUAAAGGUAAACGUGAAAAUA
Pelobates fuscus (common spadefoot toad) is the source of this 2836-nucleotide messenger RNA. RefSeq names its product TNF receptor associated protein 1 (gene TRAP1). The transcript has 18 exons. The record is from RefSeq and is a predicted model, not a curated record. Lineage: Eukaryota; Metazoa; Chordata; Amphibia; Anura; Pelobatidae. Gene Ontology annotation, biological process: protein folding. Gene Ontology annotation, molecular function: protein kinase binding; ATP hydrolysis activity; ATP-dependent protein folding chaperone. Gene Ontology annotation, cellular component: mitochondrial inner membrane. Bases 63 to 2174 code for a protein of 703 amino acids.